AUGGCUGAAAUAUCAAGGCAACAGAAGAGGCCAACGGCUUAUGUCAAUGAGGUGUAUAAGAGAAAAACUUAUGAUAUGGCUUAUAGCAAUUACAUUUCACCAAUGCCAAGCCAACAAUUAUGGAGGAAAUCAAGUCAUAGGCCAAUUAAACCCCCAUUGUAUUACAAACAGAGUGGUAGGCCAAAGAAGGCAGGGACUAGACCCAUUGAUGAGAUCCCAAAAGGUGCUAGUAAGCUUAGAAGAUAUGGAAUUGUAAUCCAUUGCUCAGUACGUAGAGGAGAAGACCAUAAUGCUACUAAUUGUGGAAGGGCAAAUGGCAAUAUGGGAAGAGGCAGAGGGAGAGGCAAAGGGAGAGGAAGAGGAACCAACUCAGUCCAUCAAUCUGAAGAGGAACUCCAAUGUAGACAAACAAAGUUACAGACAAUUGGAGGAGGUUUGACAAGGAUUGUAGCUACUGCAAGCCAAACAGCUCCAACCAAUGUUGCUAGCCAAGCAAGUCGAACCAAUGUUGCUUCACAACCAGCUUCAUGCAAUUUAGCUUCACAAGCAGGUCCAAACAAUUUUGAUUCACAACCACAAUCUGUUGUUACCACUCAAAAUACUAGCAGGCCACAAGGAAAAAUGUUCUAA
This is a messenger RNA of Prunus armeniaca (apricot), 630 nucleotides long. The record is from the annotation of a GenBank genome assembly. Lineage: Eukaryota; Viridiplantae; Streptophyta; Magnoliopsida; Rosales; Rosaceae.